Zasmidium cellare ATCC 36951 is the source of this 1218-nucleotide messenger RNA. RefSeq names its product glycosyltransferase family 62 protein. Gene Ontology annotation, cellular component: mannan polymerase complex. NCBI's taxonomy places the organism in Eukaryota, Fungi, Ascomycota, Dothideomycetes, Mycosphaerellales, Mycosphaerellaceae. Gene Ontology annotation, biological process: cell wall mannoprotein biosynthetic process; protein N-linked glycosylation. Gene Ontology annotation, molecular function: alpha-1,6-mannosyltransferase activity. Bases 1 to 1218 code for a protein of 405 amino acids. The record is from RefSeq and is a predicted model, not a curated record. The transcript has 5 exons.
AUGCUCCUUCCCAAGGGCAGCGCCAUCAACUGGAAGAGCGCGCGCGCACGGCUACCGCCCAGUCGAGCCAUCUGGAACUUCCUCACCCGUACUCGCUUUCUGUUGUUCGUGGCCGUCGCCGGCAUAAUCGUAUUAAUAUGGAAUGGCGUUCGAGGGACCGCGGGCGAUUGGCAGAGGUUCUACUGCUUCGGACCCGCCAAAUCACCCAUGCAAAUGUCGCCCAACGAGCAGGCGCAGUGGGCAGGGCAUCUACAGACACCUGUCAUCUUCAACCACCAUGAACCCAUAGAGAUCAACAGCUCCUCGAUCAAACGCGUCGACCUCAACCCCAUCACCUCCACUCCACAAGCCCUCGCCAAGCAGGAGCGAGUCCUCAUCCUCUCCCCGCUGCGCAACGCUGCUCCUUACAUUGAGCAGCACUUCGACCUCCUCACGCAACUUACCUACCCUCACCAUCUCAUCGAUCUCGCUUUCCUCGUCGGCGACAGCACAGAUGACACCCUGGCCGUACUCGCGAUGGAGCUGGAGCGAUUGCAGUCGAGACAGGAUAAAGUUCCGUUCAAUAGCGCCCUGAUUGUGGAGAAGGACUUUGGGGUGACGCUCGGCCAGAAUGUGGAGGACAGACAUGGGUUCGCGGCGCAGGGGCCUCGAAGGAAAGCCAUGGGCAAGGCGAGGAAUUACUUGCUGUCCGCGGCGUUGAAGCCGGAGCACAGCUGGGUGUAUUGGCGGGAUGUGGAUAUCAAGGAUAGUCCGAGCAAGAUUAUUGAGGAUUUUGUCGCGCAUGAUCGCGAUAUUCUCGUGCCGAACAUCUGGUUCCACCGAUACAAGGACGGACACGACAUAGAAGGUCGGUUCGACUACAACUCGUGGCAGGAGUCGGAGACGGGCCGCAAGCUCACGGCCAGUCUGGAUAAGGACAUUGUGCUCGCUGAAGGUUACAAAGAGUACCAAACGGACCGCAAGUACAUGGCGCGAAUGGGCGAUUGGCGGGAUAACAAGGACAUGGAGAUUCCGCUGGAUGGGAUUGGUGGGGUUAAUAUUUUGGUCAAGGCGGAUGUUCACAGAGCUGGUAUCAACUUCCCUUGCUACGCCUUCGAAAACCAAGCGGAAACGGAAGGGUUCGCGAAAAUGGCGCGAAGGGCGGGCUAUGGCGUGUAUGGCUUGCCGAAUUACGUUGUCUGGCACAUCGAUACUGAAGAGAAGCCUGGUAAUGCAUGA